AUGUCCCUCUACCACGAGACGGCCGAGAUCCUGUCGGCGUCAUCGUCUACGGGCGGCAACCUGAAGACGCGCAUCUUCGGCAAGAAGGAUCUAAAGUCGCCCCAGCAGCAGGUCUAUGCCCUGGCCCUGGAGACCUGCAAAUGGAGCACCGUCCUCAAGGAGGUUAUUGAGAACUCGGAACUCCUGCGACACGAGCGCAAGCUAACCCCCGUGCUCGCGCUCCUCCUCGUCCACGAUUUCCUGCUUGCGAAAAAGGGCAUUGCCCUGCCCGCCUCCCACGGCCUGCGGACCACCAUCGAGCGCCACAAGGCCCGCCUGGGCUCCGAGCUGACACGGGUCCGCCUGCGCCGGAAAGCCGGAUCGAUCGAGGUCUUGCGCCAGCAGAUCAACCUCGACUUUCUGGGCGAAGCCGCGGGGUACCCCCGGUGGGUACGCGUCAACGCACUGCGGACGACGCUGGAAGCCCAACUGGAAGGCGUCUUCAAGGACUUCACGCGGGUCUACACGGUCAAGGAUGUCACAGCAAGCGGCAGUAGUGGGGGGAAGCUUCUGUACGUCGACGAGCAUAUACCGAAUCUACUGGCCCUGUCGCCCGGCUUCGAGAUCACAAAGACCGAGGCCUACACGUCGGGCGCCAUCAUACUGCAAGACAAGGCCUCCUGCUUCCCGGCCUACCUGCUGGACCCGCGCUCCGAGGACGGCGACGUGAUCGACUCGUGCGCGGCGCCGGGAAACAAGACGACGCACCUGGCCGCCAUCGUCCGAUCCCACGGCACCGAGAAGGAGGAGUGCGUGCAAAAGGUGUACGCCUUCGAGAAGGACCGGCGCCGCGCGCGGACGCUAGAGAAGAUGGUCGGGCUCGCCGACGCCAAGGACAUGACGCGCAUCAGCUUCGGCCAGGACUUCCUGAAGGUCGACCCGGACACGCCGCUGUUCGCCCACGUCGGCGCGCUGCUCCUGGACCCCAGCUGCUCGGGCAGCGGCAUCGUUGGCCGCGACAGCAUGCCCACGAUCCACCUCCCGCACGUCCCGGGUACGUUCAAGAAGCCCACGCUGGACAACAGCAGCCGCAAGCGCAAGCGCGAGGAGAGCGGCGCCGCCGCGGAGGAGGGCGAGGGCGAGGGCAAGAACCAACAACAACCAGUCCUCGUCGACGACGACGGCCAGGAGGUGCUGGUCUCGUCCGAGGAGGAGCUGCGGAUGCGACUGGAGGCGCUGUCGUCCUUCCAGCUCACACUAAUCCUGCACGCCUUCCGGUUCCCUGCCGCCCGCAAGCUGACAUACUCGACGUGCUCGGUCCACGCCGAGGAGAACGAGCAGGUCGUCCUGAAGGCGCUGCGGUCCGGCGUGGCCAGGGAGAGGGGGUGGCGCAUCCUCAGGCGCGAGCACCAGGUCCGCGGGAUGCGCGAAUGGCCCGUUCGGGGGUCUGUCGAGGCGAGCAAUGGGGAUGCCGAGGUUGCGGAUUCGUGUAUUCGGUCUUACAAGGGUGAUGGACGCGGCGUGAUGGGCUUCUUCGUCGCGGGGUUUGUGCGGGAUGCGCAAGCUGGCGACGAGAAUGGCGAUGGGCCGUAUGUGAGGGAUGACGACGGUCGCAUUGUGCGGGAUGUCAUGGGCAUGCCGACGCUGAAGGCAGGGAGCGAGCCCCAAGGCUCAUCAUCACAUUACGAUGGACGCGCAUCAGAGAAUAAACCCUCUGAUGGCGACGGGCCCGAUACCGGUUCGGACGAUGUGAGCGGCUCGAGUGUCGAUAGCAGCCUCAGCGAUAGCGAGCAGGAAGAAUGGGAUGGUUUUGGAGAUUGA
This is a messenger RNA of Anthostomella pinea, 1800 nucleotides long. NCBI's taxonomy places the organism in Eukaryota, Fungi, Ascomycota, Sordariomycetes, Xylariales, Xylariaceae. The record is from the annotation of a GenBank genome assembly.